AUGGAGCAAGCCAUCACGAUGGACGGAGCUCUGAGAAUGGGCAACCUUUUUUUUCUUUGCUUCGCUGUGACUCUCACUUCGUGGAUCAUUGCUGAGGCAUUAUACAACCUUUUUUUCCAUCCACUCCGUACUUUUCCAGGUCCUCUGUUAUGGCGCGCCUUUCGCCUUCCCUUCGUCAUCAAGGCUAUCCAGGGCCGCCUAGCCUUUGAUAUGCUCUCGAUACAUGAACAGUAUGGGCCCGUGGUGCGCAUUGCUCCCAACGAGCUGGCGUUUGCGCACUCGUCAGCUUGGCACGACAUCAUGGGUGGCAAGCAAGAUUUUGCAAAAUGGGACGAGUACUAUAAAGUUCAGGAUCGUCAGGCUACUAAUAUCAUGUUUGCACCUGCUGAAGAGCAUGCCAAAAUGCGACGAGCAGCAGGCUUCGGCUUUUCCGACCGGACGCUGCGGGAGAUGGAACCUCUGAUCCAAAACUCCAUUGGGCUUCUUAUCCGUCGGUUACGGGAUCAUUGCAAGUCGCCCGAGGCCUAUGGAAAGGUAGAUAUGUCGGCAUGGUACAAUUUUACGACAUUUGACUUGAUUGGCAACUUGGUGAUGGGCGAAUCUUACCAUUGCCUGGAGAAUGCCGAUUAUCACCCCUGGGUGCGACCCAUUUUUCAAGUUACAUACAUUAGUGCCAUCAUGUCUUCACUGGGUCACUACCCGUGGUUUAAGUCGACCCUUCUGCGUCUUUUUCGGUCUAUCAUCUCCAGAAAAAUACUUAACCAUCAGGCAUACACGAGGGCAAAGCUUGCAGAACGCAUGAAGGUCAACCGAAUUGAUCUUGUUCAGGCCAUGUUGGAUAUAAACAGGGAUAAUGAGGUCGAAAUGGACAAGCUCGUCAUGAAUGCCUCGGUCCUCAUUGUGGCCGGCUCUGAAACCACCGCCACCGUGCUUUCGGGUGUUACUUACCUACUUCUGAGCCAUCCAGACAAGUUAGCUAGACUCACAGACGAAGUGAGAAACGCAUUUGAAAGCGAAGACGACAUAACGGUGGUCAAAGUCAGCCAGCUGGACUACAUGUUGGCUUGUUUAGAAGAAACGAUGCGUUUGUACCCUCCAGUUCCGAUUGGCAUGCCAAGGAUCGUUCCAAAGGGAGGCCGUAUUAUCGGCGGGUCCUACGUGCCCGAAAAUACCCACGUUGCCAUAUGGCAUCGGGCUCUAUACCGCAAUCCGGCCUACUUCACACACCCCACAAGCUUCUGUCCAGAGCGUUUCCAGGGGGAUCCGAAAUUUGUAGACGACGAGCGAGAAGUACUCCAGCCGUUCCAUGUGGGGAAGCGCAACUGUAUUGGCAGAUCCUUGGCCUAUAUAGAGAUGCGCUUAGUUCUGGCUCGCAUGCUCUUCAACUUUGAUAUGGUGCUAAAUGACGAAAGUCGUGACUGGAUGGCAAACCAGAGAGCUUACAACAUAUGGUCCAAACCACCAUUACACGUACGCUUGAGUCCACGGAGCCUUAAUUAA
Molecule: messenger RNA, 1500 nt
Organism: Neoarthrinium moseri
Lineage: Eukaryota; Fungi; Ascomycota; Sordariomycetes; Amphisphaeriales; Apiosporaceae
Exons: 5
Coding region: 1-1500 (499 amino acids)
Molecular function (GO): monooxygenase activity; iron ion binding; oxidoreductase activity, acting on paired donors, with incorporation or reduction of molecular oxygen
Source: RefSeq, a predicted model, not a curated record